This is a messenger RNA of Hypoxylon fragiforme, 2092 nucleotides long. Its product is annotated as PK beta-barrel-protein domain-containing protein-like protein. The record is from RefSeq and is a predicted model, not a curated record. Gene Ontology annotation, molecular function: oxidoreductase activity; molybdenum ion binding; pyridoxal phosphate binding. The coding region runs from base 180 to 1883 and encodes 567 amino acids. Lineage: Eukaryota; Fungi; Ascomycota; Sordariomycetes; Xylariales; Hypoxylaceae. The transcript has 2 exons.
AAGUCCGGAGAUGAAUCUGGGGCCUAUCGGGAAUAUGUCCGGAUUUCAAAUGCCGAUUUUAAAAAGGUUAUCUUAACAUCUUUACCACCUAUAUCCCACCUGCAUAGGCGUGUGGGUCACCGGUACAGAUAGAUAGUUUCGGUGACAGGUUAGUAGCACAGUUGCCUAAGAAAGAAGCAAUGGGGUCCCUAGCGUCCGAAAGCGACCUCUUCCUAGCGCCGGUCCCGCCCAAGGACACCGUCCUGAAUUUGCGGACGGGGAAGAUCCGAUCCCUAGGGGGCGUCAAGGGCCUCUUCUCCGCCAUCAACAAGCAGCCGCGACAGGGCCGCCUUCGUCUGGUGACCAACGGCUUUGUCGGCGACGAGCGGCAGUACGUCCCGCACCAGAGCGACGACAACGCGAUCCACCAGUACGACGCGCGGCACUACGAGGCGUGGAAGAAGAUCCUGCCGGACCGCGAGCACAAGUUCAAGGUCGGCGCCUUCGGCGAGAACCUGUCCACGGCGCACCUCUCGGAGUACAACGUCUGCGUCGGCGACAAGUUCCGGCUGGGCGAGGAAGCCGUCGUCCAGGUCACCAUGCCGCGGCAGCCGUGCUACAAGCUGAACCACAGGUUCGAGUACAAGAAGAUGUCCAGCCUGAUCCAGAGCAACGGGCGCACCGGGUGGUACUACCGCGUUUUGAGGGGCGGGGAGGUGCAGGUGGGCGAUGAGAUGGAAUUGCUGGAGCGCAUCAAUCCCACCUGGUCGCUUUCCAGGGUGCAGCGCAUUCUCUACAAGGACACGGGCGACCUGGAGGCGGUGGCGGAGAUAAGUAGGCUGGAGGGUCUCAGUAGAGAAUUCAUCAACCUCCUCCAGAACCGCCUCUCGAAGGGCACCGAGAACAUGAAUCUUCGUCUAUUGGGCGAUUUCACAGUUCCUUGGCGGCCAUAUAAGUUAGUUGACAAGGCUCGACUGACGCCCCGAGUGCAGAAAUUCGUAUUCCAGUCGGACGAUGCGAAUAUCGAGCCACAGGAUUUACAAUUUAGGCGGUUUCCUCACGUGCGCCUUCGAUUUGGUCCCGAUGCCAUGUUUACGAGGGCUUACUCGGUAGUUUCAGGAGACAUGAGGAGUUUCGAGCUAGGAAUCGCCAAAGAUGACAAUUCACGCGGCGGCUCUGCAUAUCUACACGACAAACUUGAGGUUGGCGAUGUUCUAGAAGUAGCCAAGGGGCACAACGCAACCAUAGACAUAAUGAACGGGAAUCAAGGAGUUGGUCGGAUUAGACAUGUGUUUAUUUUGGGCGGUAUAGGCGUCACGGCUUACAUCAGUGAAAUCAAGGCCCUGAGCAAGAAGUCUGCGGACCUCGAAAUACAUUACGCGGUCCGCAGUGGGGAAGAAGCUGCAUACGUCGAGCGUUUACCACCGGAUAGGACAACUAUCUACGCAAAGGAUGAGGGUCGACGAUUGGACGUCGCAGCUCUUGUCCCACCCCCAGACGACUGUAGGGAUGGAGGUAAGACCAUGGUGUAUUGCUGUGGUCCAACCACACUACUUACUAGCUGCCGUGACAUGACGACGAGGCUUGGCUACCCCCGGUCCCAGAUCCAUUUUGAAGAGUUCGGUAGCACCGCGACGGGUACGGGCGAUCCAUUUGAGGCGGAGAUCAAAGCUACUGGAGAGGUAUUCCAAGUACCUCGAGAGAAGUCUCUGUUGGAUGUCCUCAACGAGGCCGGCUUCGGCAUAGAUUCCUCCUGCCUGGUGGGGAACUGUGGGAUGUGUACAGUGGACGUGUGUAAGGGGAAGGUUGAACAUCAGGGGGUAGCUCUUGAAGAGGAACAGAAGGAGAGCAGCAUGCUGACAUGUGUCAGUCGUGGAAAGGGCAGAAUUGUGAUUGAUUGUUGAUUGGACCCAAUGUUGUAUUCAUAUGUUAGCGUAGCGUAUUUUGUUUAUACCGUUUUCGCUCGAGUUCAUGUAGAAGGAGAUGUAAUGUAUGGACUCUGGAGAGGUGCAGUAGUAUACUUACAGCCAGUAACCUACUAACCUACAUGUAGGUUAUAUGUAUGUAGGGUACCUAGUACAAUGUGGAAUGACACAUACAUACCGGAACCGAA